AUGUCUCGAAGAUAUGAUAGCUGUACAACAAUAUUCUCACCUGAAGGACGCCUUUAUCAAGUGGAGUAUGCAAUGGAAGCUAUUGGAAAUGCUGGCACUGCAAUAGGAAUCUUGUCAAAAGAUGGAGUUGUUCUGGUUGGCGAGAAGAAGGUGACAUCCAAGCUGCUUCAAACCUCAACUUCGACUAAGAAAAUGUACAAGAUCGAUGAUCAUGUUGCAUGUGCUGUUGCCGGGAUUAUGUCCGACGCCAACAUCUUAAUCAAUACCGCUAGGAUCCAAGCACAUCGUUACUUAUUUGGGUACCAAGAGCCUAUGCUCGUUGAGCAGUUGGUUCAAUCUCUCUGUGAUACUAAGCAGGGUUACACACAAUUCGGUGGUCUCCGUCCUUUUGGAGUUUCUUUCCUGUUUGCAGGCUGGGACAAAAAUUUUGGCUUUCAACUUUACAUGAGUGAUCCCAGUGGAAAUUACGGCGGUUGGAAAGCCGUUAAGUAUCAAGUUUGCUCCCCAGAGAAUUUGACUAAGCUGUUGGUGAAGUCCGAAGUGACUCAACCCGCAACAGACACUGCUUAG
Molecule: messenger RNA, 570 nt
Organism: Vicia faba (fava bean)
Lineage: Eukaryota; Viridiplantae; Streptophyta; Magnoliopsida; Fabales; Fabaceae
Source: the annotation of a GenBank genome assembly